This is a messenger RNA of Bradysia coprophila, 2200 nucleotides long. It is a transcript of the gene Sidpn, whose product is annotated as hes family bHLH transcription factor Sidpn. Gene Ontology annotation, molecular function: protein dimerization activity; DNA binding. Lineage: Eukaryota; Metazoa; Arthropoda; Insecta; Diptera; Sciaridae. Gene Ontology annotation, biological process: regulation of DNA-templated transcription. The record is from RefSeq and is a predicted model, not a curated record.
UAACUUUAAGCGCGCACAUUGCAUGGAACAUGGUAAAUGAAAACGGUUCUUCCACAUCGUUAUUUUCGUGAAUGUCGGUAUGGAUUGAGGGUAAAACAUGCUGUGGGCUGUGUUGGAGAUGCUUGUAUGGUAGUCAAUAUAUUUUUGGUGUACCGUCAGUCGUUAGAGGAACGUUUCGGGAGACAGUUGGAUGAGUGCGCUGUUCGGUGAACGGUGGUUUUUAUGUGAACAUCGUAAUUUCGCGUCGGGAUAUUAUUAUUUUUAUAAGCGGUGCGGUGUUUUUUAAGGAUAAUAAUGUUGUUUACGGUGAAUUCAACUGUGAGAUUUGGCAAUUUUAACAACAUUGUGAAUGAGAAAAAGAACUGAAAAGCCAAAAAAACAUAUUCAAUGCAAGAAUGAAUGAAUAAGAAAGUGUAAAUAAAAAUAUAGAACAAUCACAGCUGGAGACAAUACACACAACGCCGUCGUAUACCAGUUAAAUUCACUGUAAAAUGACUGCAAAACGAGAAAAGGAUUUCACCAAAAGCAACAAAGUCUCAAACUCAACAGAUCAAAUAUCAACCAAAUCAAUAUCCAGCAGCACAUCAACUGCUCAAUGCACCACAAUUUUACCGACCGCAGUAACACCCCUACUUCCAGUUGGUACUCCUGAAACCCUAAAACGAACCAACAAGCCAUUGAUGGAAAAGCGUCGACGAGCCCGAAUCAAUCAAAGUCUUGCCAUACUUAAAGCUUUGAUAUUGGAAUCGACAAAAAAUUCGAACAAAUCAGCGGACGGUCAACCAAAGCACACGAAACUGGAAAAGGCGGACAUAUUGGAGUUGACUGUGCGACAUUUCCAGAAGCAUCGACAUUUAGAUAACCCAGCAACAGAUAAAUACCGAGCAGGAUAUUCUGAUUGUGCCAGGGAAGUAGCUCGGUAUCUCGCGACGCCAGAACCGCCACCAUUACCCAGUGUUCCAUCAAUAAGUGAUCCCGGUUGUAAAGCGAGAUUACUUCGUCACUUAGACCAAUGUAUAAUAGAGAUUGACACUGAAAUAUGUCCAAAGACCAGCAUACUACCCUCCAGUGACAUUAAGGGCGAACCAUUUUUUGCAGUCAAGAAAGCAUCUGAUGAUAAUUCGAUGGACUACAGUAGCCAGGACUCAAAUCCGAUAGAUUUCAGUAAGAGUAACAAAGACUUAGUGCACACCAAAGUUCCCAGUAGCCAUCACGCAGCCGAAGACGAAUUAGAUAGGCGUAUAGUACCAGUCAAUCAAGACGAGAACAACAACGGAGAUCGCACGGAGGUAGCAUCAACUGUAAGUACAACAAUUCCGAUCUCCACGCCAUUCCCAUCGUCAGCGUUUGCACAAAAGCCAAUCAACAGCAUUCCGUCACCGUACAGCCCGAACAAACAAUUUAGAACGAAGUACGAAAGUAGUCAGGUGAUAUGCAAAAUCAACGACGCUUACCUGAAUGCCAUCGAGAGGAACAAUUCGAAGAUUCCUGACGGCGCACAAGAAAAACUGCCGGAAGCACCUACAUUUCAUGACAUGAAGUUAGCUGACGAUCAAGCCGUACUUCGAGUUCCGCCUCAUUAUGCCCAAUUGGCCGCAGCACUCGGCCUAAAUUCGCAAAGCAUUAUGGAAAGUGUGGUAGCAACACCAACCGACUUCGAGAAUUUAAUUGAAAUGCAACGGAAAUUGGCAUCGGACAGCGUUAAAAUGGAUGUGCCGAAUGUUUGCAUGGAUGUUACGAAUCAUAAGCAAACUCCUUGGGACUGUUACCAGAAAGUGAGCGCGUCACCCAAAUCGCAAACAGACGCAACCCAUGACCAUUUAACCGAAAACAAAUUGAAUCGUCAGAAUUACAUCGAUAGUAACAGUAGCAACAACAGUUGCAGCAAUCAAAUGAUGGAUAUCGACGAAGGUGUACAGCCGGUUAAUGAGAAAUUUGUGGGUCACAAGCAAAAGUUAUUCGAGCACUUCGGGAAGAAGGCAUUCUUAAGCUAUGCAUACGAGUCGAAUUUGAAGGAGAAUCAAAAUAUUUUAAAUCAAAACUGUGAUCUGAUGAACAAUGGAAAUCAAGGAGAUGAAAAUAUGUGGCGCCCAUGGUAGAAUUGAUGGAUUUUAUUUUCAGAAUUAAGUAGUUUACGCUGAUGAUGUAAAUGUUUAAAUUAUUUGUAUUAUUAAAAGGGAUGUAAUCAAACGAUAACAAA